Phlebotomus argentipes is the source of this 485-nucleotide messenger RNA. RefSeq names its product nuclear nucleic acid-binding protein C1D (gene Rrp47). Lineage: Eukaryota; Metazoa; Arthropoda; Insecta; Diptera; Psychodidae. The coding region runs from base 69 to 485 and encodes 138 amino acids. Gene Ontology annotation, biological process: maturation of 5.8S rRNA; regulation of gene expression. The transcript is spliced from 2 exons. Gene Ontology annotation, molecular function: RNA binding; DNA binding. Gene Ontology annotation, cellular component: nucleolus; exosome (RNase complex). The record is from RefSeq and is a predicted model, not a curated record.
ACUGUCAAGUGCACGUGUGGUUUGUUUACACUUUUUCUCUGACGCUAAUUUUGGGAAAAUCGUGAAAAAUGGACUUUGGAGAGCUGAAAAACGACAAGAUCUUCGUGCAGAAGAUGCUGAACUUGGACAAGGCGCUCGAGGAAGUCGACGCGGCGGUGGAAAAAGCAUUGAAUGUGAAAGAUGAAGGAAUGGCGCAGGAAGACAGCGUGAAAAUGGACAUUUUCCUCUCGUACGCCCUAAAUUCCUUGUACUUCAUCCACCUGAAGCUUCAGGGCACGGACGUGAGCGAGCACACCGUGAAGCACGAGCUGGCGCGCGUGCGUGAGGCGAUGGUGCGCCAGAAGCAGAUUCACGACAAGAAGACGCUGAUGCCGCGCGUGAACGUGGGCGUGGCGGGGAGAUUCGUGCGCGGCAGCCUGUGGGAUGCGAACGAUAAGAGGCCCGCCGGCGCGAGUGGCGUGAAACGCAAGGCGGCGGAUCAGUGA